Ananas comosus (pineapple) is the source of this 645-nucleotide messenger RNA. Its product is annotated as Werner Syndrome-like exonuclease. Bases 1 to 645 code for a protein of 214 amino acids. Gene Ontology annotation, molecular function: nucleic acid binding; 3'-5' exonuclease activity. Lineage: Eukaryota; Viridiplantae; Streptophyta; Magnoliopsida; Poales; Bromeliaceae. The transcript is spliced from 2 exons. Gene Ontology annotation, cellular component: nucleus; cytoplasm. Gene Ontology annotation, biological process: nucleobase-containing compound metabolic process. The record is from RefSeq and is a predicted model, not a curated record.
AUGUCCGCGGAGAGCCGACUUGUCGGCACGACGCACAUCGUGACCUUCCCCGGCCUGGCCUUCGCCAGCCCCCGCGGCAUCUUCACAACCGCCACCCGCUCUGCCGCCAUGGUAGCCAACUGGGUCGACCGAAUCAUCGUCGCUUACGGCACUCGUGGCCCUCUCAACCCCCAAGUCGUCGGCCUCAUCGUCAUGUCCCAGCCGGAACUGCACGUCAGCGACAACUACCCCAUCGCCCUCCUCCAGCUCUGCGUCGGCAGCGACUGCCUAAUCUACCAACUCCUGCACCGCGAUGCCGCCCACCCUCCCGAACUAGAAAAUUUCUUCAAAGACCCCCGCUUCUGCUUCGUCGGCGACGCCGUGAACGAGCACGCCGAUCGGCUGCUGUCGGAGCAGGGGCUCUUGGUGAGGAAUACGGUAGAUUUGGCGGACGCAGUGGCGGAGCGUCUGCGGCGCCCGGAACUGCGGUCAGCCAGGCUAGACCGGCUGAUGAGGGAGGUGAUGGGGGCGGAGAUAGAGAUGCCGGAGGACGUCCGGCUGAGCUCGUGGCAGCAACGCGUGCUGCAGCCACACCAGGUCGCCUACGCGUGCGCCGACGCAUUCAUCUCCUACCAGAUUGGGAUGGUUUCUUUUUUGGUUCUCUAA